Messenger RNA from Trypanosoma cruzi, 306 nucleotides. RefSeq names its product basic transcription factor 3a, putative. NCBI's taxonomy places the organism in Eukaryota, Euglenozoa, Kinetoplastea, Trypanosomatida, Trypanosomatidae. The transcript has a single exon. Gene Ontology annotation, cellular component: cytosol; nascent polypeptide-associated complex. The coding region runs from base 1 to 306 and encodes 101 amino acids. The record is from RefSeq and is a predicted model, not a curated record.
AUGCCCAACAUCACGCAAGAAACACUCCGCAAACGCGCGGAAUUUGUUCGCACAGGUGGCCGUGGCUCCAUCCGCCGCACCGUCAAGGCAGCACACCGCAACACAGGCGACGAGAAGAAGGUGCAGUCGGUGCUGAAGCGCCUCGGAGUCACGCCGUUCAAUGAGAUUGACGAGGCAAUAUUCUACCGCCAGGACGGCUCCGUCUACUACUUCGACAAGCCAAAGGUGCAGGCCUCCAUGCAGUCUCACUGCUUCGUCGUGUCCGGCCCCUACGACGUGAAGGAGGCGAGCGAAAUCGCUCAGUAG